UCUAAAUAACUACUGAUUAGAGAAAACGAUAAAAUCAUCUGACAGUGCAGGAAAAAUAUUUUUAAAAUAUACCAACAAUGUGGAUAUUGACUAGUCAUCAGUUGGAUUUAAUGGUUAACUUGAGUUUGACACAAGAAUUGAAUGAUUGUAGGGUUGACAGAUGACUACUUAACGAGGUAUUUAUAUUUAUUUUAAAAUGGGACAGUCCAGUAGUUUACAUUCUGGACAAAAGACGAGGAGGUCCAGUUUGAAGCAAAUAACUUUGCCGGGAUUCGGACGAAGGAGAUUUCAUAACUCGAAAAAUUUGUCUCAUACUUUUUCUGUACUUGAUGACACACUUAAGCCGCAAUUGUUAAAUUUAAAUACUGCGACUGAAGAAGAAUUGAUGACGUUACCGGGCAUUAAUCGUCAUCUAGCAGCUAAUAUUGUUAACUAUCGACGUGUUAUUGGGAGAUUCAAUCGGGUUGAAGAUCUUGCCUUAGUGUCCGGAAUAGGUGCUGAUAAAUUAGAAAGUAUUAAAAUGGAAGUAUACGUAUCUACUGGUAAUGACAGUGGUACAUCAUCUCGAGCAUCAACGAGUUUAAAUUCUGUUGGAAAUAAUAAUAAUCAAGUAGACGUUAAUUUAGCUAGUGUGUUUGACCUUCAAGUUGUACCUGGAGUUGAUCAGGAAUUAGCAUCGAGGAUUGUGGAGAAGAGAUUAAAAUAUGGAUGCUUUAAUUCUCUUGACGAGCUCGCGAAAUUGCGAGGAAUGGGAAAAUAUAAGUUAGCAAUGAUACGACCGUACCUUAAAUUAAGCAGUAUUUCAAAUGGAUCAGUAAUCCAUACCUGUAGUAAUGGAAGUCCUUCGUCUUCCUGGAACAUUCCUCAAGCUUCCAGUACACCUCGAGUUAAUAACGCGGGUCGUCGAGUCGCUCGUGUCAAUCGCGACCGAGUGACGCCUUUAAGAAUACCCCGACUAGAUGAUAGUGAAAAAAAUGUAGAAUUAAGUCCCGGGAUCACGGAGGAAGAAAUAUGGGAAUUGUUGAGUAUCGCUAGUCCACGUCCCUGCAUCGAGUACAACUUCAAUGAAUCUUUGGACCGGACAUCAAUAAGAGUCGCCUCCUGGAAUUUGAACGGUUUUAAUAGCGACAAAGCUGGCAAUCCAGGUGUCAUGGAAGUCAUCUGCAGAACCAUCUUAGAAAAUCGGAUUUCGUUGUUGGCGCUUCAGGAAGUAAAGAGUUUAGAAGCUCUGGAUAAAUUAACACGAGAACUGAACACCCCGAUACUAAAACGCGUUAAAGACUGGCGCGGUAAUCAUCGGCAAUGGCGUUCUGUACAUCUGGGUGCUGGUCUCGCUGUUUUGUGGGAUGCAUACCCAGAUAUGUGCAUCAGUCUUCGUGAACAACCUCCAGCGACAACUGUCUUUCUUCCAGUACUUGCUUCAAUUAUAUUUCACGUCAAUAAAUUCGAUAUUACUUUAAUAAAUGUCCAGAUGCACGACCCAGAAGACAAUAAUAUUAUUGAACGAUUUGUAGAUGCAAAGAACUCAAUAUUUCUCGGUGACUUUUCACUUUCUGGUGACACAUCGAAUAUUUACAACGACGUACUUUCCGAAACAAAUACGGCAUUUGACACUGAAAAAUAUAUUUUUAAGGACAAAAUUAUUUGGGGACGAGGGUCGAAAAAAUUAUUUAACACCGGGUUAUAUAGAGUUGUAAGACAAGGGCUUACACACUUGGGUAUACCGCAGUGCUGGCGUUGGGGUGGUCCUGCUUCAACUCACUGUCCAAUUUGGUGUGAAAUUUACACAGAACCCGGUGAUCCCUGAUAUUGUAUAUACUUAAAUUAUCUCCACCACGUGUUUGAACUUAAAGUGUGCCGUUUUUUUUCUUUCCGUACAACUUUUCCAAUUUAAUUGGAGGCUGUCUCGAUUACUCCUUUUGUAUUAGAUACGACGAAUUUAAUUAUUACUUAUAAAGUUAAUAUAUUAUACACAAACUUAUACAGUAAGUCAACUUGAAUAUUUUGCAGGCGAGAUUUCACUAUUCCAAAGGCCUCAGCGUGAUAUUAUUAGUCGACUUAAUUAUUAUUAUUAUUCAAUGAUAUUUAAUGAUUAAAAAAAAGAAAAAAUUCAAAUCAGUUCGUAGCAGUGUCCUUUUUUUUAAGGGUCAAGACUGACUAUUUAAUUCGAUUAAAUAUUAUAAUUGCCGUGACAGUGCGAUGCUGGUAUGUCGCAUAUAAUCAACUGUACUAUAUACUGUAAAAAAAUACAAAAAAUUUAUUUUC
Messenger RNA from Microplitis mediator, 2265 nucleotides. Its product is annotated as endonuclease/exonuclease/phosphatase family domain-containing protein 1-like. Gene Ontology annotation, molecular function: DNA binding. The record is from RefSeq and is a predicted model, not a curated record. The transcript has 7 exons. Gene Ontology annotation, biological process: DNA repair. The coding region runs from base 197 to 1807 and encodes 536 amino acids. Lineage: Eukaryota; Metazoa; Arthropoda; Insecta; Hymenoptera; Braconidae.